AAUUCAUUUGUUCCUGGGUUAGAAGUUGAAAGGCAGUGCAAAAAUGAGUAAAGAUGAUGAACCUUGGUCUUUGGAUCCACCGAGAAGAUCGUCCCUUUAUGCGUCGGGUGACGAUCAAAAAAUGGCGGUUAUCCGCAAAGCUUUCCAAAUGUUCGAUACAAGCAAAUCAGGCUUUAUUGAAACAACCAAAAUCGCUACCAUCUUGAACACCAUGGGUCAACUCUUUGACGAAGGUGAAUUGAACAAUUUAAUAAGGAAAAAUGAUCCAGACCAUUCAGGAACAGUUAGUUUUGAUGGUUUUGCCGAAAUUGCUUCACAUUUUCUUGAAGAAGACGAUGACGCUAACAUCCAACAAGAACUUAAGGAAGCUUUCAGAUUGUAUGAUAGAGAGGGCAACGGAUACAUUACCACAGGAACAUUAAAGGAAAUUUUAGCUGCUUUGGAUGAUAAUUUGACUAGCAGAGAUUUGGAUGGCAUCAUUGCUGAAAUUGAUACCGAUGGAUCUGGAACUGUAGACUUUGAUGAAUUCAUGGAAAUGAUGACUGGAGAUUAAAAGAAACCAGCCCUAAAAUUGUUAUUUAUUAUUUACACACACACAAAAGACACUUAUUGUUAAUAUAAAAAUGUACAAAAGAAAAAUAAAUACAUAAAAAUAAACUUAUACAUUUAUUUUUAAACAUAAAUUCCUUGGACCAGAAAAUUACUUUUCG
Molecule: messenger RNA, 710 nt
Organism: Ceutorhynchus assimilis (cabbage seed weevil)
Lineage: Eukaryota; Metazoa; Arthropoda; Insecta; Coleoptera; Curculionidae
Source: the annotation of a GenBank genome assembly